This is a messenger RNA of Prinia subflava (tawny-flanked prinia), 1097 nucleotides long. RefSeq lists its product as uncharacterized. The transcript has 2 exons. The coding region runs from base 139 to 900 and encodes 253 amino acids. Gene Ontology annotation, biological process: response to bacterium. The record is from RefSeq and is a predicted model, not a curated record. NCBI's taxonomy places the organism in Eukaryota, Metazoa, Chordata, Aves, Passeriformes, Cisticolidae.
GGCCGUGCCCAAAUUGUUGUGUCGCUGAUGGUGCUGGUGCUGUGAGAGGCGGGCGCUGAGGCCGGCCGGGGCGGAGCUGGCGGCGGCGGAGAGGAGGCGGCAGGGCCGCAGCAGAGAGCCGGGGCUGAGGGGCCAGCGAUGCUCGGAGGGCAGAGCGGCGGCAUGCGGCGGUGUCGGGGUGCGGGGCUGGCGGCGCUGGCCGCGGUGCUGCUCGUGGCUGUGGCCAGGGCCGAGGUACAGCAGGAGCCGUCGCUGGAGACCCCCGAGGGUAGCGGCAUCAACAUCAACUGCUCACAUCCCAAAAUCAAGAUCAGCGAUUACAUUUACUGGUACCGUCAGCUCCCGGGAGGAGAACCCAAACUCCUCGCAGUCAUUGUGAAAGGGUCCAAAGAGCUGCCGGAGAGAGAAGGUCGUCUGUGGGUGUCGGAGGAUCGGCGUUGGAGCGCGCUGUGGCUGUGGCGGCCCCGGCGCGGGGACGCGGCCGUGUAUUACUGCGCGCUGGGCGCACGGGCAGAGGAGCCGGGGCUGCGGCCGGGCACGAACCGCCGCGGGCGGGGCCGGGCGGGGCCGGGGGCGCAGCGCCGGCCGCGGCCAGCAGGGGGCGCUGCCGCUCCGCCCGCCGGGCCCCGCGCGGCCCCGCAGCUCCUUCCUGUGCCCCGAGCCCGCCCGCACCGAGCCCGCACAGCCCGGCACGCCCGGGGCCCGCACACGCUGCCAGCGCGCCCCUGCCCGCACACACUCGCCGCGCACAGCCCGGCACGGCCUCGCUCCCGAGCCGCCCUCGGCCCGACACCCAACUGCGGAGCCCCGCGCCUCUGCCAGCGCCUCUCGCCCUCCGCCCGCGCCUGCUGCUGCUCGCAGCCGCCUUUGCUAAUUCAUGGGGUGCUGUCACCUCCGUAGGUCAUGGUAUGAGAGGGGUUUGCAGCGAGGCUUUCUGAGGUGACAAAGGAAUCUCCAUCUCUGUCCCUGCAGAAAUGUCUCUGUUCCAUCCUUCAACGUCCAUAAGAAGCAGCAUUCUUACAUGGACGUGUAAGGCAGGUGAAUAACUCAACCCCACCUGACGCUGGAAUUCACCUCUUUACCUUUUUGGUUCUCAU